Messenger RNA from Morus notabilis, 1347 nucleotides. Its product is annotated as EEF1A lysine methyltransferase 2. Gene Ontology annotation, cellular component: cytoplasm. Gene Ontology annotation, molecular function: protein-lysine N-methyltransferase activity. The record is from RefSeq and is a predicted model, not a curated record. The transcript is spliced from 7 exons. Gene Ontology annotation, biological process: peptidyl-lysine dimethylation; peptidyl-lysine monomethylation. Lineage: Eukaryota; Viridiplantae; Streptophyta; Magnoliopsida; Rosales; Moraceae. The coding region runs from base 185 to 1222 and encodes 345 amino acids.
ACUAAAGCGAAAAAAAGAUGGUCAAGGUGUAGUGUACGAAUGUAGAAAACCACGUUUACUGUCCUUUCUUUCCCUCUUGGACAGAAGUUCGUCACUUUCUGUGAUUCUGUCUUCUGAGCAUAGACUCUCUUGUUCGGAGUUUCUUUUAUUUUUUUUUUAUUUUUUUUCUUUUGGUCAGGAAACAAUGACUGGAAUCCGAUCGCCACCGGAGGAUACAGACCUCGGGCAGCCGGCUCGGUCAACUCCGGCCGCCGCCGAUCUGGUCUCCGACGACGACCGCUCGAUCGCCGCCGACUCCUGGUCCAUCAAGAGCGAGUACGGGAGCACGCUCGACGACGAGCAACGCCACGCCGACGCCGCCGAGGCCCUCUCUGCCGGCAAUUUCAGAGCCGCCUCUGAUUACAGUUCUGACAAGGAUGAACCAGAUGCUGAAGCAGUUACAUCAAUGUUAGGUCUUCAGAGUUACUGGGAUUCUGCGUAUGCGGAUGAGUUGGCAAAUUUUCAUGAACAUGGCCAUUCUGGUGAAGUUUGGUUUGGUACUGAUGUAAUGGAAGUUGUUGCUUCUUGGACCAAAAGCUUGUGCAUCGAUAUUUCUCUAGGCCACCUACCAAAUCAUGUUGACAAUGUCAAAUCCGAGCCUGUUGAAGGUGGUGAUAAAUAUCUUUCUACUUGGAGUGUCCUUGAUAUUGGGACUGGCAAUGGUUUGCUACUCCAAGAACUAGCCAAGCAGGGGUUUUCUGAUUUAACAGGAAUCGAUUACAGUGAAGGAGCGAUUGACCUUGCUCGAAAACUUGCGCAGCGUAAUGGAUUUGUUAAUAUUAACUUCUUGGUUGAUGAUGUUCUUGAGACAAAGCUGGAACGACAAUUUCAACUCGUCACAGAUAAAGGAACUUUAGAUGCCAUUGGAUUGCACCCAGAUGGCCCCAUUAAAAGGAUAAUGUAUUGGGACGCUGUUUCAAGAUUAGUGGCGCGUGGUGGAAUACUGGUUUUAACUUCCUGCAAUAAUACAAAAGAUGAAUUGGUCGGAGAAGUGGAAGGUUUCAACAAAAGAAGCAUUGGAGGGUCCCACUCGCAGGAAGCUGAAGAACCCCUCAAGGACCAAGAAGCAAAUAGGGACGCCCCUGCAUUUCAAUAUCUUGGUCAUGUUCGCUCUUAUCCAACUUUUGAGUUUGGUGGUUCUGUAGGAUCUCGGGUUGCCACAGUUGCUUUUCUCCGUAACUAAUCUGAACAAAAAGCAAUCUAUUUUUACAUUUUGGGAUAUGAUCGAAUGGUUUUGAUACAGUUCAAAAACAUUUUGUAUGCUUGUGAGAAUAUUGGACUUUGCUGAAUUCUGAGGUUUAUUGCUAA